GAGAAAUGAAAAUUUUAAUUUUUUUUUUUUCAAAAUCUAAAUAUUCGAACCCGAUCCGAAAUAACCGAAUCCGAACUAAAAAUACUCGAACCCGACUCGAAGUACAGAAAUAUCCAAAUGGGUUCUGCACUUCUAUACCGAAAUACCCGAUCCGAACCCGAAAAUGUAACCGAACGCCCACCCCUAGUAGUAAUUAUAAGCAAUGACAUUUAAAAUUUUCUUAUAGCAUAAAUACUAAUUGUAAGAUUCAAAAUAUAGUAAAUAGUGUAAUUUGUAUUUCCUGAAAAUGAAUAGAUACAUUUGACAGAUCAUUGUGCACUGUAACAUAUAAAAUGAUUCCCAAAUAUCAUAAUUUUCAUCCUAAUAUGUACUAUAUAGGAUAACUAUUGUAAGCUUGAACUGGUAAUUAAUAUACAAAUUCUAUAUAUGUUAGAAUCUUUAAAGAUAAUUUACUUAAAAUGACUUUACAUAUUAUAUCAUGAAGGUAACACAUCCUUAUAAAUAUAAGAUCUAUUCUACUUUAUAAUAUCAUGUUUUGUAGCUUAUAUGUUAAAACGAAACUUGGAAAAUGGCGAGAAGCAGAAAAGGUCGUCGAAAGAUACAGAUCGUAAAAAUGGAGAAAGAUAGUGACCUUCAAGUUACGUAUUCAAAAAGAAGACAAGGUCUUUUUAAAAAAGCUAGCGAGCUUUGCACCUUAUGUGGUGUAGAAAUUGGAAUACUUGUGUUUUCACCUGGUCGGAAAGUAUUUUCCUUUGGUAAUCCAGAUGUUAGAUAUGUAUUUAACCGUUUCAAAAUUUAUCACCAGAAUCCUUUUCAGCUUACUGAAUUUGGUCCAAGCGCAACUAUCCGAGAUCUUAACAGCAUACUCAGUCAGGAGCUGGUAAAGCUUGAAAAGGAGAAAGCAAGGAGGAAAAUUUUGGAGAAGAUUAGAAUUCAGAGAGAAGAAACAGAUAAAUGGUGGGAGAAACCUCCCAGUGAACUUAACUUGCGUCAAAACGCUUGUCUAAUAAGUGUUUUGGAAAAUCUGAGGAUGAAUUUGGGAAGUCCACGCUUCCAACAAGCAAUGGUUCCUCAGAAUUACUGUGGUGGAAGUAAUAACAACAUUGUUGGUGGCGGUAAUACCGAUCCUCUCGACGAAAGAAGCAUGUUCGAUGUGAAUGCGUUCAACUACAAUCCCAACAUGAUGAUUCCUAAUCAAGGACCAAUGUUAGGAUAUAACAACAUUAAGUUUGAGGUGUUUGAUCCGAUAUACAAUAUGAAUUGGCCUGAAUAUAAGCACGGUCCCUACUAGGACCAAGAUCGGAGGGACGAAGGAAGAGGCAAGAAGAAACCUCAUAGCAUCAAUCAACAUAAUCCCAAUCAUGGUUUUCAUCGCAUUCAUCAUGUUUAAACUUAGCUUUUUGCUUGUGUUGUCUGUUUUAAUAAUUAUCUAUCCAUAAGAGAUU
Messenger RNA from Brassica napus (rape), 1445 nucleotides. RefSeq names its product agamous-like MADS-box protein AGL62. The coding region runs from base 569 to 1291 and encodes 240 amino acids. Gene Ontology annotation, molecular function: RNA polymerase II cis-regulatory region sequence-specific DNA binding; protein dimerization activity; DNA-binding transcription factor activity, RNA polymerase II-specific. The record is from RefSeq and is a predicted model, not a curated record. NCBI's taxonomy places the organism in Eukaryota, Viridiplantae, Streptophyta, Magnoliopsida, Brassicales, Brassicaceae. The transcript is spliced from 2 exons. Gene Ontology annotation, biological process: regulation of transcription by RNA polymerase II.